Sceloporus undulatus (fence lizard) is the source of this 2982-nucleotide messenger RNA. It is a transcript of the gene PTPDC1, whose product is annotated as protein tyrosine phosphatase domain containing 1. Lineage: Eukaryota; Metazoa; Chordata; Lepidosauria; Squamata; Phrynosomatidae. Gene Ontology annotation, biological process: cilium assembly; protein dephosphorylation. Gene Ontology annotation, molecular function: protein tyrosine/serine/threonine phosphatase activity. The transcript is spliced from 9 exons. The coding region runs from base 288 to 2579 and encodes 763 amino acids. The record is from RefSeq and is a predicted model, not a curated record.
GAAACUAUUUGGGAAUUCCUGAUUCAUUUGGGAAUUAUCUGCUUCAAGUGAUUCUAAUCCUGUGUGGAACAGUUUGUCCCACACAGAAUCAAUGUAUAUAGAAUUUCGCUGCCACCAGUGAGUUCAUUGUUGGUUUCCAUAGAGAUAGGGCAGCCUAUCGUGAACAGCCAUUAGAUCAUACAGAAGGAUGCAUGUCUCUUUUGUAAGUUCAGUACUGAGCAAGUCAGAUGCCUCAUUCAGUUUGACAUCCCACCGCAUAUCUAAGCUGCUGCAAGUAGUGGGUGAUCAUGCAAGGUUCACCCAGGAAGCGCUUGGCAGUAAAUAUUUUCAGCAACUUUUUUCAGGGCCGGAGACAUUCUUCCUCUGAUCCUCUUCUCCGCAUACUUCAGAGGCGACGAAGCUCAGUUGUAGAGGUCCUCUCAACUUCUACCCACAGAGUUAUGGUGGCUGUUUCCUCUGUAAACCCAGAGGAGUUAAAUGCUGCUUUCCAUGACAGAAAAAGAAGGUCUAGGCGUCCUACGGCAAAAUACACAAAAGUUGGAGAGCGUCUUCGCCAUGUCAUUCCUGGUCCUAUGCAGUGUUCCAUGGCAUGCGGUGGACGGGCUUGCAAAUAUGAAAACCCAGCUCGGUGGAGUGACCAGGAACAGGCUAUUAAAGGGCUUUAUUCUUCCUGGAUUACAGAUAACAUAUUAGCCAUGUCUCGACCCUCAACAGAACUUAUUGAAAAGUAUAAUAUUAUUGAGCAGUUCCAAAGAUGUGGCAUAAAAACGGUAAUUAACCUCCAGCGUCCUGGGGAACAUGCUAGCUGUGGGAAUCCACUAGAACAAGAAAGCGGUUUCACCUACCUUCCUGAGGCUUUCAUGGAGGCGGGAAUUUACUUUUAUAACUUUGGAUGGAAGGACUAUGGAGUGGCUUCUCUCACUACUAUCCUUGAUAUGGUAAAAGUGAUGACUUUUGCCUUACAGGAAGGGAGAGUAGCUAUUCAUUGUCAUGCAGGACUAGGCAGAACAGGAGUUUUAAUAGCUUGUUACUUAGUUUUUGCAACGAGAAUGACUGCAGACCAAGCAAUUCUUUUUGUCAGGGCAAAAAGGCCUAAUUCUAUUCAAACUAGGGGGCAGUUGCUAUGUGUAAGAGAGUUUUCACAGUUUUUAAUUCCACUAAGAAAUGUGUUUGCAUCCUGUGAACCCAAAGUACAUGCAGUGACUCUUUCCCAGUACCUGAUCCGGCAGCGGCAUUUACUCCAUGGUUAUGAAAGCAGAAAUCUCAAACAUGUGCCAAAGCUUAUUCAUCUGGUUUGCAAACUCCUCUUGGAUUUGGCUGAAAACCGGCAGAUGAUAGAACAGGAACUAGUAGAUCUACCAGAUCUCUCAGCUGAAAUUGAGGAGACUGUUUCACAAUUAUCUUCUGCACAGCUUGAAAAAGAGUUAAUUAGGCAAGACAGUGGUGCUUCAGAGCCAUUCUCCCUCUCAGGAUCAAAUCCUCUCAAUACCAAUGACCAUGAAUGUGAUUCUCUUUGGAGGAGGAGGAACGUUGAUUAUCUUCAGCCUCUUAGACAUUCACAAAGGCGCAUGAGCUACAGUGACUCAGAUUUAAGAAGAGCUGUGUUUGUCUCUGAGCAAGGAGAGACCCCCUGGUCAGUGCCUGUACAAGUGCCACACCGCAACAAGGAAAACCUGCAGAACAGUGAUGACAACAAUCAGGCUAAUGCAGUUGAGUUAAACCAAGAACUCUUAAUUCGUAGCACCUUUACUUUCUCAAGUCAGGGUAAAUUUAAUCUAGAUAGAAAACGUAAUUCUUCAGCUUGCCAUAAAGUCAGAUUUCCCAAAGAAGUUCAGCGUAGUAAAACCUAUUCUUCAGGCCUUGCAUGUCUUCAGAAUGAAGAAGAGGAGGAAGAAGAGGAUGAGGAUGAACUAAAAGCAUUAAACUAUAAUUGUUCAAGAACAACUGAUUUUUAUAGUAAAAGAACGUGGUCCUCUGAGGACUCUGAUUCCUCUAAAGCAGAGCAUGACAUCCAUGAUAAUAGAGAGCCCUCUGAAAUCCCCCAUAUUAUUGUACAGUCAGAACUAACUCCGGAUGGACGACGGGCUUUGGCAGCCAAAGCCCUUGCAGAUAUAAAUGAAUUUAUGGAAGCCGAAAUAGUGAAGCAAAAAGUGGAAAUAUGGCAGAAAGAACUAAAUUCUCAGAAUGGAGCCUGGGAUAAAAUAUGUACUGAGAGAGAUCCUUUCAUCCUCAGUGGUUUGAUGUGGUCAUGGAUUGAGCAACUUAAAGAACCUCUCCUAAACAAGCACGAUGUUGAUGUAUUAGCAAAAAAUAAUGUAGACUCACAAGAAGCACUUAAAUUGCUAGAAAAGGGAAAAUAUCAUACUAUACUAUGUAUCUUAAACUGUGUGGUGGGUUUGCAGACCAUACCAAUGGAUGUGGAGGAGCUUCUCCUCGAUCGAGCAGUUAAAGCAUUCACAAAGAUGAGCUGUGAUGCUGAAGGUGGAAAAUAUGUUUACAACAUUCUGAAGAAUGUUUUCAAGCAAAUCCUGGAACACCAAAGAAAAUACUCCAAAGAAGGAUCAGAAAAGCUGUUAUGAUGCUUACAUUGCUAAGCUAUAGACUUCCAGACUCCCUCCCCAAGCUACCUUUCGUUUACUAUCUUAUUUUGUAUCUCUAGAUUUGUGUUAUUGUAUCUACAUAUGUAUAUACAUUGAUAUUUAAUAAGUUGCCAUUUUGUGUUUGUACUGUGGCAUUUGGUAUUUGACUUGUGUUGUAAAAUAUUUUUGUUUAUUUUGAAAGUUUCUCAUUAAUAAGCUCUAAAUUGCAUCUAGCCUAAGCUUCCCAUGGGCAGAAGGGCUCAUUUUGCCUGCAGGAUGCUCCUGACUGAGUGGCUGCAGGCAUGGGUAGAUUAAUUCCUUUCUGCUUUUCUGCACUCUCUCUUUGUUCUGCAGAGUUGCAGGGAUGCUCCAGAACAGUGGAGUAGGUGGCAACAGUAAAGGG